Messenger RNA from Candida dubliniensis CD36, 1665 nucleotides. It is a transcript of the gene ITR1, whose product is annotated as myo-inositol transporter. NCBI's taxonomy places the organism in Eukaryota, Fungi, Ascomycota, Pichiomycetes, Serinales, Debaryomycetaceae. Gene Ontology annotation, cellular component: membrane. Gene Ontology annotation, biological process: transmembrane transport. The coding region runs from base 1 to 1665 and encodes 554 amino acids. Gene Ontology annotation, molecular function: myo-inositol:proton symporter activity. The record is from RefSeq and is a predicted model, not a curated record. The transcript has a single exon.
AUGGGAAGUUCAUCCAAUAAUGUCCAACAAAAAGCUACUACUAGCGUAUUAGAAAAUGAAGUCAACAGCUCAAAAUCAUCUGUUGUUUCAUCAACAUCUUCUGCAAAAGGGUUGCUACGUGAAACUACUAAUCAUGGUACUAUCGAAACAUCCUCGGUUCAGAUAUCUGAAUCAGAAGCUCGUCCAUCAAAAAUGGUACUUGCAUUAACACUUGCAUCAUCAAUUUCUGGAUUUAUGUUUGGGUAUGAUACUGGUUAUAUAUCUUCAGCAUUAGUUCAAAUUGGUACAGAUUUAUCAAACAAAAUUCUAACAUCAGGUGAAAAGGAAUUUAUAACUUCUGCUACAUCCUUAGGAGCUCUUCUUGGUGCUAUUAUUGGUGGUAUAUCAGCAAAUUUGAUUGGAAGACGUAGAGUAUUAUUGGGUUCAAAUAUCAUUUUUGUUGUCGGUACAAUAAUACAAUUGGCUGCCCAUACUGUCUGGACUAUGAUUGCGGGAAGAUUUGUUUUAGGUUGGGGAGUUGGUAUUGCAUCGUUGAUUGCUCCUUUGAUGAUUUCAGAAUUGGCUCCUGCUCAGUAUCGUGGUAGAUUAAUUGUUACUAAUGUCAUUUUUAUUACUGGUGGUCAAUUAGUGGCCUAUUUCAUAAAUUGGGGUCUUACAAGAGUGGACCAUGGUUGGAGAGUAUCUGUUGGUUUAUGUAUGGUACCUCCAGUUCUACAAUUUAUUUUAUUUUGGUUUUUACCAGAUACACCAAGAUUCUACGUGAUGAAUGGGAACUUUGAAAAGGCAAGACAAGUUUUAAGAAAAGUACACGUUGACCCUUCAGAGGCCUUUGUUAGUGCCACUAUUGACGAAAUGAUUGCCUCCGAUUCAACUGUCCCAGGUAAUGGACCUUUACAAAAGGCAUGGAAAUCUAUCAAGAUUAUUCAUACCACUCCAGGAAAUUUCAGAGCUUUGAUACUUGCAUGUGGUUUACAAGGUAUACAACAAUUCACUGGGUUUAACUCGUUAAUGUAUUUUAGUGCAACCAUCUUUGAAACCAUUGGUUUCCAUAAUGCCACAGCAGUUUCUAUUAUCAUUGCUGCCACGAAUUUUGUGUUUACAGGAAUUGCCAUUUGCAUUAUUGAUAAAGUUGGUAGAAGAAGAAUUUUGUUGGUAGGAAUGCCAUGCAUGUGCAUCUCAUUAAUUGUCUGUGCUGUUGCCUUCCAUUAUUUAAAUGUCGAUUUCAGCACUGGUACAGUUGUAUCUAGAGGGAUCAAUGGUUGGGGAAUUGUUGUGAUAAUAGGAAUGAUAUUGUAUGUUGCUUCUUAUGCUAUAGGUAUUGGUAAUGCUGCAUGGGUUGGUGUUGAAUUGUUUUCAGAUGUCAAUGUACGUUCCAUCGGUGCAAUGUAUGCUGCAUGUACAAAUUGGGCCGGUUCCUUGGUGAUCGCUUCGACAUUUUUAACAAUGUUGGAGAAUAUAACUCCAACAGGGACAUUUUCAUUUUUUGCUGGGUUAUGUUUUAUUGCCUUCUUCUUUGUUUAUUUCUUGUUGCCAGAUACUGCUGGUUUGGAAUUGGAAGAAACCACAGAUUUCUUAUCCAAUGGUUUCAAUGUAAAACAAGCUGCUAAAUUGUCAAAGGAAAGAAAGAAACGCUCUAAGUUUGCUAAAUCAAAACCAACUGUAUAA